UAGGCUACUGAUAUCAAUUCAAAAAAGUAUAUAGAGAGUCCUCCCGUGCUCCACUCAAAGGUUCCACUCGGUCGAUCGUUGCGUAGUUAUUCUUCUACUUGUUCGUCGAGUAGAUCCUUUUUGCACAGUUUUAAACGUUUGGAAUAACUGAAUAAGAUGACUGGCAAACUUCCCAAGCCUCAACUUAGGAACCUUCUUAUAUCUAAUACCAAGAAGCACCUUGUAGCAAUGGUUAUUGUAUCCAUUUCAAGUGCUUUAACAUUUAAGUACUUGGUUGCUGAUCCAAGGAAACAGAAAUAUGCUGAUUUCUACAAGACCUAUGAUGCUGAGAAGUCUCUCAAGCGAAUGAUUGAUGCUGGUUUAAUGCAGUCUGGCAAUAUUGAAUAAUAAGCAUUUCUUAGGAAUGUAAAUAGUUGAAUUAAUUGGUCUGUAUUAUCGAGUAAUUGGUAUCAUUGAGUAUCCAAUAAAUUGAUAAAUCCAUAUAAUUUAA
Messenger RNA from Cephus cinctus (wheat stem sawfly), 490 nucleotides. RefSeq names its product cytochrome c oxidase subunit 6C-2 (gene Cox6c). Bases 157 to 387 code for a protein of 76 amino acids. The transcript has 3 exons. NCBI's taxonomy places the organism in Eukaryota, Metazoa, Arthropoda, Insecta, Hymenoptera, Cephidae. The record is from RefSeq and is a predicted model, not a curated record.